Molecule: messenger RNA, 2815 nt
Organism: Durio zibethinus
Lineage: Eukaryota; Viridiplantae; Streptophyta; Magnoliopsida; Malvales; Malvaceae
Product: F-box protein At3g58530-like
Biological process (GO): SCF-dependent proteasomal ubiquitin-dependent protein catabolic process
Cellular component (GO): SCF ubiquitin ligase complex
Molecular function (GO): protein binding
Source: RefSeq, a predicted model, not a curated record
UUAUGGAACUUAAAAAUUACAUUAAAAAAUAAUGUACCAAAAAAAAAGAAAGUAGAAGUUAGAUUGCGGGAGGAGCAUAAGUACGGAACCAAACAUAUACAUCAGUUUUGGUUAUUUCCAGAGAGGAUGGAAGGAGAAGAGCAGGCAUCAAUAUGGAACAAAGAAACAGUGCCGAAAGUGAUGAAAAUAGUGAGCACAAGGCUUUCUCAAAGAGAUCUCAUCUCUCUUCUUCUUCUCAACCCUUGGCUUCACCGUACUCUUAUUUCCUACCCUUCUCUUUGGCUUACUAUUGAUUUACGUGAGAUGAAUAAUGUUGGAGAUCGACUCAUAGCUGCUCUUUCACUGCCAAGAUAUCACCAUGUGAAGCAAAUAAUCCUUGAAUUUGCACGGGAUAUAGACGACAGUCAUCUCCAAGUCCUUAAGAACAAGUGUUUGGAUUCACUUCAAGGCCUCGAGUCUUUAAAUCUGAAUGGCUGCCAAAAGAUAUCUGAUAAAGGAAUUGAAGCGAUAACCAGUUGUUGUCCUAAAUUGAAGGUUUUCUCUAUUUAUUGGAAUGUAAGGGCAACUGAUAUAGGUGUGAAGCAUCUUGUGAAGAACUGCAAAUAUAUAGUUGAUUUGAACUUAAGUGGCUGUAAGAAUUUAUCAGACAAAAGUUUGCAAUUAGUAGCUGACAAUUACCAAGAGUUAGAGUCGUUGAAUUUGACUAGGUGUGUCAAGAUGACAGAUAGUGGCUUGCAACAAGUAUUGGUAAAGUGCUCCUUUCUCCGAAGUUUAAAUCUUUAUGCACUUUCCAGCUUCACAGACGAAGCUUACAAGAAGAUAUCUGUUCUAACUCAUCUAAGAUUCCUAGAUUUGUGUGGCGCCCAGAAUCUCUCAGAUGAAGGACUUUCCUGUCUAGCUAAAUGCAAGAAACUUGUAUCUCUCAAUUUAACAUGGUGUGUACGCGUUACUGAUGUGGGGGUCGUAGCUAUUGCUGAAGGUUGCACCUGUCUUGAAUUUCUCAGUUUGUUUGGGAUAGUUGGGGUAACUGACAAAUGCCUUGAGGCCCUUUCCAAGUUUUGCUCAAAUACAAUCACAACUCUUGAUGUCAAUGGAUGUAUUGGCAUUAAGAGACGAAGCCGUGAUGAUUUACUCAAGUUGUUCCCACAUCUGAGAUGCUUCAAAGUACAUAGCUGAUCUGGUGGCAUAUUGAGUUUGAAACGUUUACACACACAUCAAAGUUAGGAUGCCUCCUUCAAAGCUGUUGUGUUUGUUAUGUUAAAUGAUCAUAGACCUAUCAUUUUAAAGAGAGAAUUGAUGGCCCUGUUGUAGACUUGAAAAUUAUAAUGAUUACAAUUGAAUUACUUUUCUUUAAAGUGAAGCCUCAAUUGAGUUUAGAUAUAAGAAGGAAAAAGAAAAGCAUUUUGGUACUUCAGACUUCAGAGUCAGAUUUUCCUAUCUUAUGACAAGAUCUUAUCUUAUUCUCUGCAUAUGAGUGUCACAUGGAAUUGAUGAUGUAUGAACCGAAGGUGGUUUUCCAACGUCUCAGUUAAGAGGGAGUGGUUCCGGGCAACCAACUUAUUCCUCCAAACAUGUCCUGAAAAAAAAAGAACUUUUGAAUCCACUCAAUUAUCAGAAUCCAAUAGUGGAUUGCUUUUUUUUUUUGGCUAGUUUUGGACUGCCAAUUAUACUGUGAUGCUAUUCGUUUUGGUGGUCGAAGCAAGUAGAUGCUUAUUGCUUGUAUAGAUUUUCAAGGGCAUAUGAAAACUCUUGGAUUACAUCAGGAUAUUUUGUCAUUUGGUUAACAGGUGCAGAGCAUCCGAAAAAGAUUAACAAAAUAUAGAUUGAUACGAGUGUCCGGGUUAAAUCUCUCCAACCCAUCCUUCUUCCUUAAGGCUGCUGCUUCAACUAUAUAUAUAUAUAUAGUGGAAGAGUACCUGGGCACUCAGAAGCAUUAGAUGGGCGUGGCAAUGAAGGGUCAAAGCUAGGGUGGCAUUGACAGUGAAACCAAGUUCAGGGUCGUUUCUAUCAGCAACCAGGCGGCACAAGCACUUGUUGCCCUGGUUUAUUGAUAUGUCGUUUCUAUCAGUAUCAGGAAUAGGAAGCAAAAUAGGGUUGCACUAAAACCGCUUAACACCCCCCCCGCCACCCUCCAAUUUUAUGGAGAGAAAAAGAGGAAGUGAACUAGGCUUCAAGUUCCAAAGACUUUACACAUGGCAAGAACACAAGCUUUAGUAGAUUGGAAUAUUGAAAGAAUUGAUAUGUCUUAAAAUAGCAAGUUCCAAUGCCACCAAACAAAAUUUGAACUGUGAAAGUGAUUAUGAAGUGGUUUAGACUUUUGGCUGCUAAAUGGAGUAUGAUUGGACAAAUGUUGGUUCCAAAACUGAAAAUGGUAGGCAUUGAUUGUCAUUGGCAACCGAAUCGCAGCAACCAUUACAUGUUUAAUCAUUCUUACGAGAUAAGGAGAUUGAAUAAAGAAAUCUCUUUCGUGAGAGCGCCCACGUUUAGAUGGAGUCUGAACAAGCAAAUUCAACACACUGACCACACUUUAAGCUUUAAGGGAAGGCUUAAGAUUUCAGAGUUCAGAUUCAUCCUGGAAUUUUGGAUUUAAGCCCAUCUAUGUCUAGCCUAAUAUUAAUAAUUGUUGUUGCUGCUGCUGCUGUUGUUGGUUUUUUUUUUUUUUAAUUAUUAUUUUUAAUUCUUUUGUUUGGGUACAACAGAUCACGUCAUUUUAUUCUUAUUCCUAUUUUCUUCACCUCUAGCUGGUAUUUGUGUUACAGUUUGAUGCCACAAUGUAGUCAAUUCUUAAUCAUCUUCCACGGAAAAGGAAGAAGAG